UAUAGGGACCGAGCCCUAACUGUAGAGGCAGCACACUUGUCGGAAGUGGCGCGCUCUGGUGUUUAAUAAAAGCAAAAAACGGGUAAAAAGUGUGAUAAUAGAUUAUGUAUUUUUUUGUUAAUAAUGGAAAAAAUAAUAAAAUAUGGUUUUCAACCAAUAAAAAAUACUCUUAUUCGAGGUCAAAACGAUACAAAAGGUAAAAAAUUACAUGAGUCUGGGCAUGUUUUUGAUGUGAUUGAGAAAAAAUUAUUAAAUGGUCUAGUAACCAUAACCGCUGAUGUUGUUGCUCAGACAAGUGUGUCUAAAACAUAUAAUGUUAAAAUUACACUAGAUGAUCAGCGCAAUACAAGUAAUGCUGURUGUACGUGCAAAGCCGGAUUAGCUGGCAAAUGUAAACAUAUUUGUGCUGUCGYUUAUUACGUAAACUCACCAGAUUCUGCUGAUUCAAAAACAAACCAUGGUCAAGAAUGGGGAAAACCAUCUCGUCGCCAGCUCUUGGAGUAUGAAAAAGRAGUAAAAAUAAGUAAAUUAUUUACUCCACCUCCUUACACCGAUAAGAAUCCGAAAGUGGUACCACUAAAGUUGGAAUCACUCGUCUUUCCAGAGGAUAUGUCCGGGUGUCCUCUUUGUACAAUGAUAAACGUAGAUAAAAGAGAUGAGAGKRAAAUUAUUGCAGCUGAAUCACUUGCUGCUUUAGUAAAAGUAAAUGAUAAGCGUGAUGUAGAAACAAAGGUGAAUAACGUUAUCCAGGAAGUGAUUCAGCUGCAAUUGGUGAAUAAGAUUUAUUCUCGAGAAAAUUCAGUAGCAAGUGAUGUUUAUGAAUUUUAUUUGAAAGAAGUUAGUUGUGAUAGUACAAAAAUUAUCAAUAUUUGCAUUAAAACUAUUCUCCAGUCUAAGAUAGACGAGURGUACAAACAGCGUAUCUUCCGAAUAACAGCAAGUAAUGGUCAUAAGUUAAAAGGGGAUCGUUUUGAUAUUGAAAAAGCAAUCACUAACCUAUUAACACCAAGUAAAGCUGAGACACAAGCCAUGGCGUAUGGUAAGAAAAUGGAAAGUGUAGCUUUAAAAGAAUACAAAANAAUUUCACUGGCAUAUCGACUUGCCACUUAUGACGAGAUUUUUCUGUGCAUCCUUUGA
This is a messenger RNA of Polistes dominula (European paper wasp), 1137 nucleotides long. RefSeq lists its product as uncharacterized. The record is from RefSeq and is a predicted model, not a curated record. Lineage: Eukaryota; Metazoa; Arthropoda; Insecta; Hymenoptera; Vespidae. Gene Ontology annotation, molecular function: zinc ion binding.